Messenger RNA from Protopolystoma xenopodis, 435 nucleotides. Lineage: Eukaryota; Metazoa; Platyhelminthes; Monogenea; Polystomatidea; Polystomatidae. The record is from the annotation of a GenBank genome assembly.
AUGUAUGGUAUUUCAGAAGAUUUUUUGUCUGGAAGGGUGGUAAGGAGCAUUUUUGUUCCAGAGAAAGGUGACUAUUCCGAUGAUGAAUUGAACCUGCUUGAUGACGCUGAAUUUGAGGACGAGUCCCUGUGGGAAAGAAUUUUUGGACUUACAGAAAUGUUUCCGGAAUCUUUUAGAUCAAAAGUAUCAGAUGUCACGAAAACCUUUACGUCGUGUUCUUCGACAUUGUAUGCAGUAUCUCGUCACAUUGUCUGGUUUGGUGUUACCACAUCUGUUGUAUGUUUUCUGCCCUUGUCCAUCGAACUCUUCUUGUGGCAGCAGAACGAUAAGGAGGCUCUAACUCACCGCGCUAUGCUUCUUGGUCCACAAGCUAGUGGCGGAGGCCUUGUUCCCGGAUUUACUUCAGUCGCCCCUCAGCUAACCCCUGCCAAAUAG